CGGCCGGCGGUGCCAGAGUGAGGGGAGCGCCCGCCGCCUCGGCCGCCGCCGCCGCCAUGGAGUGACCGGCGCGGCCCGGCCCGCCCCGCCCCGCCGAGUCGACACCAUGAACCAGCUGGUCCUUUGCGUGCUGCUUCUCUUUGCCCCCGGGGACCUCGUUCAGGCAUGUCCCGCAGGCUGCCAGUGCCAAGACCCCAAGACCAUCCUGUGCGCAGCAAGACGAGGCCACACCGUGCCCAGCGGGCUGCCCCCGAACACCCUCUCCCUGUACGUCUUUGAGAAUGGCAUCACGAUGCUCAGUGAGGACAGCUUUGUGGGCCUGCCCGCCCUUCAGCUCUUGGACCUCUCACAAAACAAGAUCACCACCAUUCAGAAAAACGUCUUCCAGCCCCUAACAGAGCUUGUCAACUUGGACCUGUCCUCCAACCAGCUGCAAGAGAUCACCAACGAGACCUUCCAUGGGCUGCGGCUCCUGGAGCGGCUCUACCUGCAGAGGAACAGGAUCCAGCACAUCCACGCUGCUGCGUUUGACACUCUCGAGAACCUGCUGGAGCUGAAACUGCAGAACAACCAGCUCUGGGCCGUGCCUCCCCUCGACCUGCCCAACCUCCUGCUGCUGGACAUCAGCUGGAACAAGAUCCCUGCUAUUGCACCUGGGGCCUUCCACGCCGUUAACAUUGAGUCUCUAAAGAUCGCGGGCCUGGGACUAACAAGCCUGGAUGAGGAGCUCUUUCAGACUCAGAACAACCUCCAUGAGUUGGACGUCUCUGACAACCUGCUGGAGCGCGUCCCAGCGGUGCUGCGGCGGCUAGGGAGCCUCACCAAGCUCAGCCUGGCUGGGAAUGCACAGAUCUCCCAGCUGCUGGCAGAGGACUUCCACAACCUUCACAACCUCCAGGAGCUGGAUAUCAGCAACCUCAACAUCAACACCAUCCCUCGGGACUUCUCCGGCUUCUUCCCGAGACUCCGGGCCAUGACAGCUGCAGGAAACCCCUUCAACUGCAUCUGCCAGAUGAGCUGGCUGGUUCACUGGGUGAAUGCCAGCGGCGUGGUCCUCCGGCGGCCUGAGGAGACGCGGUGCCACUUUCCCCCAAAAAACUCGGGCAAGCUCCUCCAUCAUCUGCAGUAUGCUGACUUCGGCUGCCCCACCACCACCACGACCACCACCACAACCACCACCCUGCGCACCACCACACUGCAGCUGCCCGCUCUGCUCCCCACCAGCGGCCGCCCGUCGCUGGAGCCCAGCACCGCCGCUCCCACCCUGGAGGCCAGGGCCCCGCAGGACAGCUCCACGCCGAUGCCUUUCAGUGCCCCGCUGGGCCCCACGAGCCCCCCGACACAGAUCUGCCCCCCUCGCACAUGUUUGAACGGCGGCACCUGCCAGCUGGAUGCACAAAACCACCUGGAGUGCCUGUGCCCGGAGGGAUUUGCUGGGGUCUACUGCGAGUUGGAGGUGAGGAGGACAACAGUGUCACCAGCCACGCAGGCCCCCACUCAGAGCAGGCAGAUCAGCAUCAAGCAGGUCAGCAGCACGUCCUUGAAAGUGGACUUGCAGAACUACGUCCAGUCCAAAGCGCAGCUGAAGGGCAUCCGGCUGAGCUACCGAAAUCUCUCUGGGCCAGACAAGCGGCCCGUGAUGCUCCGCUUACCAGCCUCGCUCUCCGAAUACACCGUGAGGGCACUGAAGCCCAACUCCACCUACCGCAUCUGCAUUGGGCCUCUGGGGGAGAAGGUCUCCAAGGAGGAGUUCUGCGUUGAGGUGCAGACCUUGCAGGUGACCCACCAGCAGCACUCACCCGUCACCCAGAGCAAGGACAGCAACCUCACCCUCAUGAUCGUCCCCGCGCUGGCUGCCGUACUGCUGCUUGUGGUGGUGGUCACCGUGGUCACAUACUACCGCCGGCACCGCCGGGCAAAGACAAACACCAGUGCUGGGGUGGACUCCAGCCCCCUGGAGCUGGAAGGUGUUAAAGCCUGCCUGGAAAACGGGGAUUUGAGCAACCACAGCCACAAGGGGCCAGAGAACGCAAUGCUUUCGAACACCUUGGAGUGCGAGGUGCCGCUCAUGCAGUCACACUACCCCAGCAACAACAACACCACAGCACUAAAGCCAUCCUACUUCUAAACCAAGAAGGGGCAGGCUACCAGGUGAGGAGACCCCCGGACUGAGAUGAGGGGAAUGCUCCAGUAGCAGAGCUAGGGCCGUGUCCCUUCCGGGACGAGGCACACUGAGGAGUUAACUAAAUUAAGGCGGAAACCCAAAACUCGUAACGUGCAAUUUCUGAGAGGCUUACACACUUAGGGAGUAGACACUAAUUUUACCGCUCAGCAUAUGACUAAGUGCCUUGAUUUCUGUGACUCUACGUAGAACGUGGGUAGCGAAAGAGAAGGCUUUUUAAUUUGGGGUUUGGGUUGGCUUUUUUUUAGCUACUGCUAAAAAGAAAGUUGUCUGUGACUUAGCUAAGGGGCAUCAAUGUGCUGGUAACAAAGGGUCCCUCAGCUAAGCAUGGCCUGUGACUCUGAACUCCCUGGGAAAUCGAUGUGAGCAGCAAUAAGGAAAGACCCCCGUCCCCCGCAGGAGGCUGAGGAGCUGGGACCCUCGGCCUCUCUGUGCCGUGCAUCGAAGGAAGUGCCGAGAAGGCGAACCGGCAGCCGAAGCUUUAAGAACUCAGAAUAUUUAUACAUGGUUAUUUCCCAUUUCUUCUGGGAAAGCUCUUUUCUAGUACAGAUUUGCAUACAUCUAUUUUGUAAGGCAGACAGAAGGGUGUCUUUUUGUAAAAAAAACAAAAUAAAAUUAAUAAUAAUAAUAACUAAAA
This is a messenger RNA of Dromaius novaehollandiae (emu), 2819 nucleotides long. RefSeq names its product vasorin (gene VASN). NCBI's taxonomy places the organism in Eukaryota, Metazoa, Chordata, Aves, Casuariiformes, Dromaiidae. Gene Ontology annotation, cellular component: plasma membrane. Bases 107 to 2128 code for a protein of 673 amino acids. The record is from RefSeq and is a predicted model, not a curated record. The transcript has 2 exons. Gene Ontology annotation, molecular function: protein binding.